AUGUUUUUGGCUAAGCAAAAAAGCAAAGACCUGACCUCAGGAACUCUGAGUGAAUUAACCAGAUUUCAAGCUUUUGAAUGCCGUUUUCCUCACCUAAAAAGGCACAGUGGGAAGGUAGAAGUUCACGACCAACCGAAACAACAAUCGAAUUUACUGAGUUUGCAGUAUAUUCCAGAUAGGCAUACGUUAGAGUCAUGGAGGGAUGAAAUGAGGAGAGUUAAGGACUCGAAUCUAAAAAGCUAUUGCUUCGCGGAAAGUUCUUUGGGUUGUUUUGAUGACGAUGGAAUCAAAGGCAUGCUUCGGAUUACCGAGGCAAUAUAUAUUAAGAGAGCUGUCGAGAAAGAACUCGACUGGUUUGCAUCGACCUACCCUCGCCCACUUUCUGUGAUAAGCCAUCCUGCCACUAAUUCUAUCAAAAAGUUCCAAAAUCUUAUUUACGGAGAAAAAUUUGAUAAGCAGGUCGAUGGUCUUCAAAUGUCACCCAAUGAAAUGGCGAAUGUUUGUUGCGAUCGGUGGAUCUCAUCUGAUCAUGUACAUUGGUUGCUUGAUGAUCUAAAUAUUUCACAGAAAAAAACUCUUUGA
Pocillopora meandrina is the source of this 582-nucleotide messenger RNA. NCBI's taxonomy places the organism in Eukaryota, Metazoa, Cnidaria, Anthozoa, Scleractinia, Pocilloporidae. The record is from the annotation of a GenBank genome assembly.